AAGGGGAUAAUGUGGUUGGUGGCUAUAUUUUGUGCACACGAUACCAUCAACUGUCGCAAUAUUUAUUCUCCAAACCAUUUUUCGACUCCGUUUCUCCUCUUAAAAAGCCUUACCUGUGAUGCUAAAUGGACUUCCGGUCCUCCAGGUGCUGAGACAGGCUCGUGCAGCCUAACUGCGGAUAUCUGCUUCAGUGUGAGGGUUGUAAACAAUGAGCGUGUUCCUCUGGAUCACUGCUGGACAAACUGGGAGUCACCACAGACUGCGACAUUAAACGGGCUUGAAUUAGGUUCAAGGUAUGCUGCCUUUCUUUAGAUGUCCAAAAUUGAGCGCCUGAAUGCCCGAGUGGAGAAGCUGCUGUCCAAAGUGGUGCAGGAGGUCCUGGAGGUGGUGAAAGAGACUGUCUCAGAGUACCAGGAGAGAACAGCCAGGACACAGAGAGAGAACCAGAGUCUGAAGAGGAGGCUGCAGGAACUCCAGGACAAGUUAAAACUGGAGAGCAAUGGAGUGGUGCCACAGAUUUCCCCUGCUGAGCUGCACCUGAUGGGGCAGAAACAGAAAGAAGAGCUGGAAGAGGAUGCUGAACUCGUCUCAAGGCCUGACAAGGACAUCGCAGUGAUCUGUCCCUCGUAUCCAUUUGAAGACCUUGACUGUGAGGCAUCCGUCACAUCAUUGGGCACCCCAUGUCUCUCCCCUAGAGCUACACCACGACCACAUUUAGGUGGCGAUGACUUGAACACUCCAAGAGCUCCUAAAACAGAGACAGAUAACAGACUGUCAGUUUCAAACCAUGUGGUUACACUCUCUGAAAACAAUCGGCAAAUGAAAUUAGAGCCUGCGUCAGAUGCAGAUGCCAUGCACAACACAAAUUAUUUUUGUGGUGAUAUUAGCUCAAGCGCUACAUCCUCACACAGACUACAACCUCCUCAAGCCAGUUCAGGACUCUACGGUGAGCCCGGGGUCAUCUUCAGUCUGCAGCAAAAUGGCAUAGACGAGCCACUUUCCCACAGAUACAACAAUGCAAACUAUGCUGGAGUAGAAAAACAGCAAGUCACCCAAACAAGCACAAAAGGCCCGAGAGCGUUCCAGAGAAAUGUCAGAAAACACUACUGCUGCUCGUCCUGCGGCCGCACCUUCAGGCACGCGGGCGACUACAAGAAGCACAGCAGGGUGCACACGGGGGAGAAGCCCUACUGCUGCUCGGUGUGCGGGAAGCGGUUCAGUCAGUCGGGCUACCUCACUGUGCAUCUGCGCUACCACACGGGAGAGAAGCCGUUUGGCUGCAGUCACUGCGGCAAAAGUUUUAGUCACUCGAGUAACAUGAAGAAGCACCAGCAGACUCAUCUGUGAGGCUUCCAGACUUCCUCUUAACAUAUCAUGUUAGUGAUAUCUAAGGAUGGAUGGUGAGAAGGCUGCCUGUUUGUAAGCCAAUAUAAGAAUAAUAAAAGGUGCUGGAUUCUCAA
This is a messenger RNA of Epinephelus lanceolatus (giant grouper), 1460 nucleotides long. Lineage: Eukaryota; Metazoa; Chordata; Actinopteri; Perciformes; Serranidae. The record is from RefSeq and is a predicted model, not a curated record.